This is a messenger RNA of Passer domesticus (house sparrow), 3726 nucleotides long. It is a transcript of the gene ACSS2, whose product is annotated as acyl-CoA synthetase short chain family member 2. The coding region runs from base 46 to 2097 and encodes 683 amino acids. NCBI's taxonomy places the organism in Eukaryota, Metazoa, Chordata, Aves, Passeriformes, Passeridae. Gene Ontology annotation, cellular component: cytoplasm. The record is from RefSeq and is a predicted model, not a curated record. Gene Ontology annotation, molecular function: acetyl-CoA synthetase activity; AMP binding. The transcript is spliced from 18 exons.
CGGGGCUGGGCGGCCCCCGCCCGCGCACAGCCCCGGUGCCUCGCCAUGGUGCUGCCGGGGGAGCAGGCCCGGCUCUACCGGCCGCGGCCCGAGCUGCUGCCCGCGGCCCACGUCCCCUCGCUGCCCCACUACCAGCGGCUGUACCAGCGCUCCGUGGAGGAGCCGCACGAAUUUUGGGGCGACAUCGCUAAAGAGUUCUACUGGAAGCGUCCGCACACGGGACCCUUCCUGAAGUACAACUUCGAUGUGACCAAGGGGAAGAUCUUCAUCGAGUGGAUGAAAGGAGCGACCACCAACAUCUGCUACAACCUCCUGGACAGAAAUGUCAAUGAGAAGAAGCUUGGGGACAAAGUUGCUUUUUACUGGGAAGGGAAUGAACCUGGGGAUUCCACGAAGAUCACCUACCACGAGCUGCUGCACAAAGUUUGCCAGUUUGCCAAUGUCCUCCGCAGCCAAGGGGUGAAGAAAGGAGACCGGGUUUCCAUCUACCUGCCAAUGAUCCUGGAGCUGGUCAUAGCCAUGCUUGCCUGUGCCAGGAUUGGAGCUCUGCACUCUGUUGUGUUUGCAGGUUUCUCUGCAGACUCCCUGUGCGAGCGGAUCCUUGACUGCGGUUGCUCUCUCCUCAUCACAGCAGAUGGCUUUUAUCGAGGGGACAAACUGGUCAACUUGAAGCAGAUUGCAGAUGAAGCCAUCCGGAAAUGUAUAGAGAAGGGAUCCUCUUUGAAAAAGUGCAUCGUGGUGAAGCACCUGGGCAGGGAAGAGGUGGCAGUGGACGGGACCUGCAGCAAGUCUCCUCCUCUGAAAAGGCUGUGCCAGGAAGUGCAGACCCCUUGGGACCCAGCCAUGGACACGUGGUGGCAUGAGCUGAUGCGUGGUGCCAGCACAGAGUGUGAGCCCGAGUGGUGCGACGCCGAGGACGAGCUCUUCAUCCUCUACACGAGCGGCUCCACUGGAAAACCCAAGGGUGUGCUGCACACCGUGGGUGGGUACAUGAUUUUUGCUGCCACCUCCUUUAAAUACGUGUUUGAUUACCAAGCUGAGGAUGUGUACUGGUGCACGGCCGACAUCGGGUGGAUCACGGGCCAUUCCUACCUCACCUAUGGCCCCCUGGCCAACGGGGCCACCAGCGUGUUGUUUGAAGGCGUCCCCACCUACCCAGAUGUUGGCAGAAUGUGGAGCAUCAUUGACAAGUACAAGGUGACCAAGUUCUACACAGCACCCACGGCCAUCCGGCUGCUGAUGAAGUACGGCGAGGAGCCUGUCAAAAAGCACAGCAGGAAGUCCCUGAAGGUGCUGGGGACCGUGGGUGAGCCCAUCAACCCCGAGGCCUGGCUGUGGUACUACCGUGUGGUGGGAGAGGAGAGGUGUCCCAUUGUGGACACCUUCUGGCAGACAGAGACGGGAGGCCACAUGCUGACACCCCUUCCUGCUGCCACCCCCAUGAAGCCAGGCUCUGCUACAUUCCCCUUUUUUGGUGUGGUCCCUGCCAUCCUGAGCGAGUCGGGGGAAGAGCUGGAAGGAGAAGCAGAAGGUUACCUGGUGUUCAAGCAGCCCUGGCCAGGGAUCAUGCGCACGCUCUACGGAAAGCACCAGCAGUUUGAAACCAUUUACUUCAAGAAGUUCCCUGGGUACUAUGUGACAGGCGAUGGUUGCAGAAGAGAUAAAGAUGGUUAUUACUGGAUCACAGGGAGAAUUGAUGACAUGUUGAAUGUUUCUGGCCACUUGCUGAGCACGGCGGAGGUGGAGUCAGCCCUGGUGGAGCACCCCGCGGUGGCCGAGGCUGCUGUGGUCAGCCACCCCCACUCCCUGAAGGGCGAGUGCCUCUACUGCUUUGUGACCCUGAGGGAGGGCCACGAGUUCACCAAGACCCUCGCAGAUGAGCUCAGAAAACAAGUCAGAGAAAAAAUCGGGCCCAUAGCAACACCUGAUUACAUCCAGUAUGCCCCCAGCCUGCCCAAAACCCGCUCAGGAAAGAUCACCAGACGGAUAUUGAGGAAGAUUGCCAAAAAUGACCACGAUCUGGGAGACAUCUCCACCUUGGCAGACCCGGGCAUCAUCACACACCUUUUCAACAACAGAUGUGACACUAAGCAGUAGCAGCAGGACCUGUCCCUGCUGAGCAGAACAGUGGCAGUGGCAUCUGAUGAGCAGGUCCCUCCAACAGCUGCUGCCUGCCCUGAAGGAAACCUUCACCUGUUGAAUUGAAUGUACCAAUCGUAGGAAUGAGGAGAGUCUGGCUCUGGAGAGGCCGUGUCCAUGCCCUGGAUGAGGUGUCUGUCGUGUUCCAGAUGGAUGUCACACAUCUGAGGGUCAGCCUGGUGCUCAGAGGGACUCAUCCUCCUCCCUUUUCAGCACCUCGUUCUUGAUUUUAAUUUAAUUGGGGGGGUGGGGGAGAGGGUGUUAAUUUACUUUGUGUCUGGAGGGGCCCUGGCACCUUGUGCACAGUGGGAAGGAGCUUUGGGGGUUGGAGGGGAAGUGAUGCUGGAGUUACUCAAUGCAGGCAGGCCUGGGAGGGGCAUCCACCACUGCCCACAGAGCAGCUGAGCUUCCUUUUGUGCUUGCAGUGCUGCAAGCUGCAGGAGCACUGCAGCAGCCACGUCAUCACUGCACAGCUGUGCUCACCCUGCAUCCACUGCUAGCACAGCCUCCAGGGGACUGGGGCAAGGCUGCAGGGAGCUCUGGGCUUUAAACAGGUUUUUUGGGGCAAGCUGAUACCAAGAUCUGCUGCUUCCUCACUGUGUUGUGCCAGCUGGUGCAUUGUCCCCAGUCCAGGGUCCUUCACUGGCCAUGGACACCGCAGGGAGCCAGGAAGGGAAAAGCCUUGGUGUGCCAUGUUCCAUGGAGCUCUGGCUCCUCCAGCCCUGCUGCACCAGCCGGCAGCUGAAGCAGAGCUGGAGCACAUGGAUGCUCCUUCUGUGUCCUGGGGGAGGAUUGGGAGCUGUUACACCAAAGGAUGGAGAGGAAAUGGAGCCAGGCAGAGGCACCUUUCUCAUGGCACCACGAGCACUGCUAGAGCAGAGAAACCAAGGCAGGCAGGGCUGGGGGAGUCCUACUCAAUUCCUCAUCAGGAAAAACUGGUGGGAGAUGUUUGAAGUCAGUUUGCUUAAAUCUGACAUGGCUUAAGGAUGAUGAGAGCUAAAGGCCCACAAACCUUUUCCCCAAGAGCCUUGACCACCACCAGGGUCCUGCCAAAGCCAUCCUUCCUCCAGUGAAGGACCUUUAACUCCAGCCCGGGCUGAGCUGGGGCUCAUACCUCCUUUGCAAUGUCUCUAUGAAACCUGCAUGUGAACUGUUUGAUUUUGCACUUAAACCAAAGGAGAACUGGGCUUUAAAACUUGCUGCAACAGCUGUUUUGGGGAGUGCCAGGGGCCAGGGAUUACCUGCAACCUGAGCUGACUUGGGGCUGGAAAGGAGGGGCAGCUGCCUCUGGGUCAGGGUGCUCAGGGCAGGUGUUGGGGUGCUCCGCUGGGCUGUUGGCCAAGUCCCAAAUCUCACUUGUUAGCUGCUGCUCUCACUGGCACAGCACCUGUGUCACCUGUAACCUUGGUGCCUGCCUGUGUCCCAUGUGCCCCCACAGCUCUGUACCACUGGAUUGUGCCACCUUGGUGACAAGGAUUCCUACAUCGUCGUUCCUCCUGUUACUCUUUGUCAGCUAUGUCAUUUUGGCUGUAAAACAGCGAGAAUUUAAUGCAAAAUGGAAUAAAAUUCAAGAAAACAAAAUGGAAA